CCUGUCCGGACGGCCACGCCGGGAACCUUUCCCGCCCAAGCAAACCCAAACCACCGCCCGCCCCCGCCGCCGCCGCCGCCGCGAUGGAGCUCUCCGCCGCCUUCGAGGAGCGCGUCCGGCAGAUGGAGGACGCGCGCAACCACCGCCUCGCCCUCCUGCACGCCGAGAAGGAGAUCCAGGCCGCCAAGUCCCGCAUCCUCGCCGCCAAGCUCGCCGCCGCGCGCCGGCUCGAGCGACGCCGCCUCCUCCUCGAGCGCCGCGCCGCCGACGUCGCCUCCCGGGCCCUCGCCGCCCGCGCCGACAUCGACGCCGCGCGCCUGCGCCGCCUCGCCGCCGCCCGCGAACUCCGCUCGGUGAGGGAUGAGAUCGAGGAGGCGAAGCGGAGGGAGGAGGACUGGGACCGCUUCUACGAGGCCAAGCGGAAGGAGAUGGAGGAGUUCCAGGCGGUGUCGCAGCGGUUCGAGGCGGAGACUCGCGAGGAAGUGCAGAGACUCAGGGAUUUGGUAUCUCAAUUGAAAUCUACACUGCAAGAGCUGCAGAGCAGCGAGAUGUACUCCAACAACGCCGAGAUUGAUGCUGCAGAAGCCAGGAAGUCUGAUCUGAUUGCCAAGAAGGCAAAGCUGGACGAGAGCCUGGCUUCAGCCCGCCAGUUCAGAGCGCUGCUUCAGCAGCAGCUCCAGAAAGCUUUCCAGUCAGAGGUUGGGGAUCAAAACACAUUUGAACUCCAGUUCCAAUCCUGCGUAAGGAAAACGAGGACCGAGGACGUCUGCGUCAGUACUCCCAGUGAUUUUGCUCAUGCUUGAUGCAUCGGCGUACAGGUGAAAGAAAUUUGACAUGAAUACCGAGAGAUAAUAGGCUUCAUUUCGGUUGUUCGCUGAAGAACACUUACUACGAUUCUAUGGUACUUUUGCACGGCGAUGGAAGCCUGUUA
This is a messenger RNA of Panicum virgatum (switchgrass), 931 nucleotides long. RefSeq names its product intermediate filament protein ifd-1. The transcript is spliced from 4 exons. Lineage: Eukaryota; Viridiplantae; Streptophyta; Magnoliopsida; Poales; Poaceae. Bases 84 to 803 code for a protein of 239 amino acids. The record is from RefSeq and is a predicted model, not a curated record.